This is a messenger RNA of Paramecium sonneborni, 1433 nucleotides long. NCBI's taxonomy places the organism in Eukaryota, Ciliophora, Oligohymenophorea, Peniculida, Parameciidae. The record is from the annotation of a GenBank genome assembly.
AUGAAAUAACUAAAAAUUAAUAAUCAGUUCGUCACAUAAAAGAAGAUAUCGUAAGGGUCUUUUGGAAUAGUAAUGUAAGGAAUAGAUUAGAAAAAUGGAAAUUAAGUGGCUAUAAAAAUAGAGAGACCAGAAAACGAACAUUUACAUUCUUUAGAUAAGGAAGUUGAAAUUUUAGAAAGAUUAUAGAAUAUUUAAGGAGUACCAUAAAUAUAUUAUUAUGGUUGGGAGGAUUAAUACAAUGUUAUUGUCAUGGAAUUAUUAUAAAAAGAUUUAUCUUCUAUUCUUAAGUAAAGGAAAAAAUUUAGUUUAAAAUCUAUAUUUUAACUAUCAAUAGAACUGGUAUUAAUAUUAGAAGAAAUACAUAAAUAAGGUGUAUUGCAUCGAGAUUUAAAACCAGAGAAUAUGAUGUUAGAUGAUAAAAAUACAGUGUAUUUAAUUGAUUUUGGGAUAAGUAAAAUAUAUAUUCGUAAAAAUGGGAUGUUAAUGUAUUAUUUAAAUUAUACAAAAAAAGUCCUUUUAAAGAUAGAUUACCUUUUGUUGGUACAUCAAGAUAUGCUUCAAUAUCAGCACAUAAAGGAUAUGAAUUAGGAAGAAAAGAUGAUUUAGAAUCAUUAAUUUAUGUUAUGUUAUAUUGUUUUAAAGGGUAAUAGCUUGUGAAUAGUAUUAGUUUAGGAAUUUACCAUGGCAAAACUUAAAACAUAUUCCUGAUGAUCAAAGAACUAAUAAAAUAGGAGAAAUGAAAGAAAAUAUUGAAGCUAAAGAAUUAUUUAAAGAUUUACCUAAUGAAUUUAUUAGAAUAUAUGAGUAAUCGUAUUAAAUUAAUCAUUUUUAGAUAUUUGAGAAAAUUAACCUAUGCAUCUGAACCAGAUUAUAAAACUAUUGUGAAAUUAUUAUAAUAAGCAGCAAAACAUAGUAAUAUUAUUAUAGAUCAUAAUUAUGAAUGGGAUAAUCAAUUAAAUAAUAAUGAUAAAAAUAUUAAUAGAUAUGGUACUUUAUAACCUGAAGAAUUACCAGCUAAAUAAUUUGAAAAGUUUUCUUCUAAUUUACUUAAUUGUAAUAAUUUAGUUGCUUAAACACCUUCAAAAUUUAAAUAAUUAUAACCUCCUAUAAAUAAAUAAGAAUCUUAUUAAAAUAGUAGUAAUAAUGGCAGUGGUAAUCAAAAUUUAAGUAUAUAUAAUUCUAUGAGAAUCAUUUAUGAAAGAUCAAUUGAUGAAAUUAGUGAAGAACUUUAAGAACCAAUUCCAGAAGAAUUAAAAAGUUAAAAGAAUAUAUAAUUACAGACAUUGCCAGAUACUUUAAAAAAACCAGGAAUUAUAUUUUAAACUACUUUAUUUGAUGAUGAUGAAUAAGUUAAAGAAGAUAACUUUUUAUAUGAUAAAUAUCGUAGUUUAAGUGCUUAAGUAACUACUAUUUUUUAAAAUCAUAAAAAAUGA